GGUGUUAUAACGAAACACGUUACGCAUUUCUAUGCAAUCUUUCUAUUAUUGUUACUGUGCAAGAUGCGUAUUGAAACGUGUUAUUUUUGCUCUUCUCGGAUAUUUCCGGGACAUGGAAUUCAAUUUGUUAGAAACGAUUGUAAAAUUUUUAGAUUUUGCCGGUCGAAAUGUCACGCGGCAUUCAAAAAGAAAAAGAAUCCAAGAAAGGUUAAGUGGACCAAAGCAUAUAGGAAGACAGUUGGUAAAGAAUUGGCAAUAGAUCCGUCAUUCGAAUUUGAGAAGAGAAGAAAUAUCCCAGUUAAAUACAAUAGAGAAUUAUGGACAAAGACUGUGGAAGCUAUAAAGAAAGUCGAAAACAUCAAACAAAGGAGAUCGAAUUUGCAUAUUAUGCAACGUUUGCGCAAGGGUCGUACAUUGGAACGAGAAAGGGAUAUUAAGGAAGUACAACGUGAUCUAUCUUUGAUAAGAUCACCAGCUGCUGGACUUAAGGAAAGAAAGAAAUUGGAAGAGACAGCAGAAGAGGAUAUUGAAAUGCAUGAAUCUGACAACGAAAUGGAAGCUGAACAGUUGCAAGAAAAUUAAUUUGUUUUUUGAAUUAAUGCAUAAUAUGAAUUCGAAGAACUUUGUAUCAUUUAGGAAAAAUUAAUAUUUUUUAACUGUUAAACUUGUACAUAAACUGAAUAUUUAAUUAGACUUAAGUUUUUGUAAACAAUUUCUAUGGGGAUUUAUUUCUGCGAAUUAUUUUUAAAUUCAGCUUCUAGAAUCAUACACGUUUAAAAGUAAUUGUGAGUAAAUAUUUGAUUACUUCUUUGUACCAACUGGGUCUCAUGGUAAACCAUGGUUUACUUACAUUCGCAUAGAUGGUAGCACUAAUGCGAUGCGUGCAAUGUAAUUUGAUCAGAUGAAAAAAUUAGAUUACAGAUAGUAGUCUUACAAUUAAUCUUUUAAUUAUUAUGCAAGAAGCUGUGUUCUAAGUAAUAUAUUAUAUUAUAAUCUACAAGAUUCUCUGUAAUGGCUAACACAAUCUUUGGAACAUUAGAGACACAGCAAAAACAUCCUAUAUAUAUCAUUUUAUCAGAUGAAAUUUUGAAACAUUCCUUGUUUAAAAUGCAAUCUUCGGAAGAGAACCAGUUGUAGCGCGAGUGGAAAAGCAUUAAAAACAUAAUCGAAGUAGCGACAAAGUGGGAGAGCUUUCAACGUAGUCGCUUUUAUAAGAACGUAAGAUACACAUUAGCAGCAGUGAGGUGAAGAAAAGGAGCUUUGGGAAGUGUUCGUAGUCCGAGGUGUGACCAAACCUCGAUGACACUGCAAACACUCGCUUGGUGUUUCCAGCAAUUACCAGACAAACCGAGGAACUCUGUUUGCUUGCGGUACGAAAUGUGUUACAACAACACGGUACGGCAAAGGAAAGAGACCCAUAGCAGAAUAACAGCAGAAGAAGAAGAAGAGGAAGGUUCAUCACCAGGGCCGCCGCCAUUCGAAAGGAUUUUCAAGGGCGUGAGCUUGCAGAUCUCGUCUAGUCUGUUGAACGAACCAAAGCGACGCGACAGGCCAAUAUCAGACGAAGAAUCAGCCUUUGAUUUUUGCCGACGUCCUUGUUUGCUCGAGCUCGACCCGCGUCUCAUGUCAGAAGUCCAAAUUUCUCUGCUAAUGGACUCGAGAAGAUCAUUUUCGAAUCGGUUUCUUUGCGAGCUACUGUUGCUAUUUAUAGAAUAAAUUUUUUUUUACAAUAGAUACAGAUCUAUUUUGUUUGAGAUCACUUUACUUAUUCAAAUAGAAUGAUAUUAUAAAUAAAUUAUAAUUGACGCGAGAGAGAAUCAUCGUAGUUCUCGUCUUUGAAUAGAAUGCCAAAUAUGAAAAUAGGAGCAAAGCAUCGAUUCGUUAAAGUAUGUAUUUUAAAUUAAGAUACUCGAGAAGAUGGCCUCUCUAAGAGAGAGAUUCGCAACAUAAUUAAAAAAAGGAGAAGUCUCGAGGAAUCCCCGUUACUCAUUUCGAGGAUCCUUCAACUCGUAAGCUCGUACGAGAGGAUUCGUGUUUUCGACCACACGCAAAGUUUUAGUGAUGUUUGCAGAGGCAACACGAGGUAGACGCGUGUUACGAAUUGUAAUUGCGAAGUAGUGUCUUACAACAAAAGCGAGCUAGUUCUUGUUGCUUGUACUUGCUCUGAAGUAGCCUUGGCUAUGUACGAAUCUUCUUUUAUUCUUCUUCUUCUUUUCGGGGUGGUCUUACAAUGGCGUUAAGUCCCUUUGCAAUGCCACGAAAGAAGGUCGAUGAGACUUUUGUAAAGAGUUCCUCCUUAACAAUAGCUUACUAUGCCAACUGAUUAUCCUAAAGCCGCGAUACAAUGA
Messenger RNA from Polistes canadensis, 2348 nucleotides. It is a transcript of the gene RpL24-like, whose product is annotated as probable ribosome biogenesis protein RLP24. The record is from RefSeq and is a predicted model, not a curated record. Gene Ontology annotation, biological process: ribosomal large subunit biogenesis. Gene Ontology annotation, cellular component: nucleolus. NCBI's taxonomy places the organism in Eukaryota, Metazoa, Arthropoda, Insecta, Hymenoptera, Vespidae. The transcript is spliced from 2 exons. The coding region runs from base 64 to 582 and encodes 172 amino acids.